GCCGACCCACCCACGUCGGUGGUUCUAUUCGCAAGACCGUGAACACUUGUAUUUUGUUUACCGGAGACAUCUAAAGCGUUCCACAACAAUUCGAAUCCGAACCGGAGCUGGAAUCGGAUUUCAUCUGUGGUUUUGUCGGGGAGUGAAGAAUGAUCAAGAGAAGAGUGGAUUCAAAGGAUUGAUCCGAGCAAUCAUGUGGUUCUCCUUCUUAAGACCCAGAGAUCGAUUCUCCUUGGUCGAACUCAGGCAUCUGACGGACCAGUUGAGGAAAAUUCAGAUAGUGAACGAUACCAAUAAGGACUUUGUUGUCGAGGCACUGAGAUCAAUCGCGGAGAUACUAACCUAUGGCGAUCAGCAUGAUCCCUCAUUCUUUGAGUUUUUUAUGGAGAAGCAAGUCAUGGGAGAGUUUGUACGUAUCUUGAGGGUUAGCAAAACAGUAGCAGUUUCUGUUCAGUUGUUGCAAACCAUGAGUAUUAUGAUCCAGAACCUCAAAAGUGAACAAGCCAUCUACUAUUUGUUCAGUAACGAAUAUGUAAACUAUUUGAUAACAUAUACAUUUGACUUCCAACAUGAAGAGCUCCUAUCCUACUACAUAUCCUUCUUAAGAGCUGUUAGUGGGAAACUAAACCAGCAUACGAUAUCAUUGCUUUUGAAGACCGAGAACGAUGUAGUAGUUUCUUUUCCUCUUUAUGUUGAAGGCAUUAAGUUUGCAUUUCAUGAAGAGAACAUGAUACGCACUGCAGUUCGUUCCCUGACUCUUAAUGUAUAUCACGUUGGCGAUGAAUCUGUGAAUGAUUAUGUAGUUAGUCCACCACACACCGAGUACUUUUCAAAACUAGUUUCAUUUUUCCAAAAGCAAUGCAUUGAUCUAAGUGCAAUGGUGUUGAACACUUUAGAGAGCCCAUCCCCAGACUCAGGAGGAAAAUUAUUUUCUGCCGUUGAUGGGAUUGAGGACACCUUGUACUACUUUAGUGAUGUUAUCUCUGCUGGCAUACCUGAUAUUGGGAGGCUGGUAACAGAUCACAUUCUGCAGAAUCUAACUCUCCCACUUCUUCUCCCGUCUCUAUGCUCUGAGACUGUAAAUGAUGUUUCAAUUGAUCCCAUCACUUCUCUCUAUCUGCUUUGCUGCAUCCUGCGGAUAGUUAAAAUCAAAGAUUUGGCAAAUAUUACCGCUGCUACACUUUUCUGCCCUGUAAAAGCUUUCAUUGCGAGUUUCCUAGUGAAGCCUAAUAGUAGCUUGGCUCCUGAACGCCCUAGAUUUCGAAAUGGGCAUCCAGACAAUGGUGUUUCCGAGGAAGCAGAUCAACAGUGUCCAAGCAAUGCAGUAUUAAGGGAGGAUGGAAACUCCCACGUCUGCAGUGAAAGUACUACGAAAAGUAUCUUCAACGAUUCAGAUAUUACAUUUAGGGAGACCUUGCUUCAAUAUAUUUCUGAGGGAGAUGACGUGCAAGCUCAGGGUUCCUUGUUUGUGCUAGCCACUUUAUUGCAGACAAAAGAACUUGAAGAGUCAAUGCUAGAUGCUUUCGGCAUUCUUCCUCAGCGUAAGCAGCACAAAAAACUUUUGCUGCAAUCUUUGGUUGGGGAGGACUCUGAUGAAGAACAACUAUUUUCACCGCGAAAUGGUUCUAUGAGAGAUGGAAGUAGUGAACUUGAUUGGUGUCUACGGAAGCUGGAGGAGCAGUUUGGAGUAUGCUGUUCAUUGCGUGGGGCUGCAGUGUCCCCCCUUGUACAUAGACAUCAGGUGGUGGAUGCAUUGGUCAGUCUUCUCUGCCGUGAAAACAUAUCUGCAGAAACAUUAUGGUGUGGAGGAUGGCUUUUACGCCAAUUGCUUCCUUAUAGCCAGGCAGAGUUUAAUCAUAAACAUCUGAAGAUGCUGAAUGAUUCAUAUGAGAAAUGCAAAGAAGCACUAAUCCGGGAGAUCAAAGGUUCCUGGCCUGAUCUACUCAUCACAGUACUGCUUGAUGAGUGGAAAAAGUGCAAAAAAGUGAUCGAAGCUCCAUCUCCUCAAAAAGACCCUAUAUCUGUUAUUCUCCAGCUGGAUAGAUUCUCUUCUAAUGAUAACAUUGUUAGCGAUUCAUCAUUUACAGCAGGUGAAAAGUUGUGCGAGGUGGUAAAGGUUUUUGUGCUUCUUCAUCAACUCCAGAUCUUCUUGCUUGGUAGGCCCUUGCCAGAGCAGCCUCCCAUCCACCCUCCUGCCGACAUAUCUGAAACGUCUCGUGCCACAACUUCUGGUUUGGAUGUUUCAGUCCCAAAACCUGGCACCGAAGUGAAGCUAGUUGAUGCUGUACCUUGUUGGAUUGCCUUUGAAAGAGGCAAGGAACGUGAAUUCUCGUUUCUAGCAUUAUCGUCUGGUGUCUCUGGUUGGAUCGUCCUUGCUGAAAAGUCACUUUUGAAGCCAGAUCACGGAAUCGUCCGUAUUGUUGCACCUUUAGCCGGCUGCAACCCCCGAAUAGAUGAAAAGCAACCAAGGUGGCUACACUUGAGAAUCCGACCAUCUACGUUACCUUUCUUGGAUCCAAUAAAGCGAGGAGUCUAUAAGAAGCUCAAGUCCAAAGGUCUAGUAGAUGGAAAAUGGACAGUUGCAUUCAGGAGCGAUGAGUUUUGUCACUCUGCUUACUCGAUGGUUGCGCAUGAGAUGGAUCUACAAUCCAGCGAGGUUGAAAGGAGGUUAAAGCCAUUCUUUGAAUUUGAUAGAAACCAGCAAGAUCAAUCAACAAUAACUUCCGACGCCAUCCCUUCUUCAACAUCUUCUUCUUCCGGCUGAUCUCAUUUUGCAUUGCAUUCAUAAACGGAUAGAUAAAUCUUCAGUCCUUUAGAGCAGCUUCCAUGAAUUCUUCAGGUUUAUAUUUUGCUUAUAUCUCUGCAUUUUCUGUUUGUUUUGUUUAGCUUUUAUUGAUUCUUUUUGUAACGUCUUAGUGUGAUACCAUUGUAUAUUUGAAAGCGCAACAAUCCAUUAGUGAAUUUCAACUGUUAUCA
Messenger RNA from Brassica oleracea var. oleracea, 2976 nucleotides. RefSeq lists its product as uncharacterized. The coding region runs from base 194 to 2764 and encodes 856 amino acids. Gene Ontology annotation, cellular component: late endosome; endolysosome membrane. The record is from RefSeq and is a predicted model, not a curated record. Gene Ontology annotation, biological process: endosome to lysosome transport; endosomal transport; regulation of autophagosome maturation. The transcript is spliced from 22 exons. NCBI's taxonomy places the organism in Eukaryota, Viridiplantae, Streptophyta, Magnoliopsida, Brassicales, Brassicaceae.